AUGGCAACCGACAGCGCGUAGAGUUUUGUUUUGGAGGAGAACAACACCGAUUAUCAUGUAAUUUGGAUCAAAAGCGAGGUAUUUGGACAAAACAGAUAAAGUUCUACCGCCUUUAUUAAUCCAUUUUGCAAACGAACUUGUUUCCACGAUUAAUUUGGAGAUGUAUCGUCGGGCAGCGGGAAAGAAAGACCACAACAACAAACCGGUGAAGAAAGAUGUGAGCGACAGUGAUAAAUACGCCGACCUCUUGGUUUUCGGCUAUGCCUGCAAACUGUUCCCAGACGACGAAAGGGCUCUUUACCAUGAACAUGGAAAACAUCUUAUCCCAUGGAUGGGGGACAAGAACAUCAUGAUUGAUAGAUACGAUGGGCGUGGUCACUUACAUGACCUUUCAGAGUAUGACAGUGGGUCAUGGAACACAUCCUACCAGCUGUCGGAGGAAGAGGCCAGAAUUGAGGCGCUGUGCGAUGAGGAGAGAUACCUGGCUCUUCACACAGACCUGCUAGAAGAGGAGGCAAGACAAGAGGAGGAGUACAAACGCCUGAGUGAAGCUCUGGCUGAUGAAGGUUCCUACAAUGCAGUGGCUUUCAAAUACAGUGCAGACUACUAUGACCCAUCUCAGCCCACAGAGGAGGAGGAAGCUAACAAGGAAACUGAAGAAGCAGAGCCUGAGGAGAGUGAAGAACCGUUCAUUGCACCCCCAGGAUUGGCCAUCCCUCCUGAUGUCGAGCUGCCAGCAACUAUCAAGACCCAUGCCAUCAUUGAGAGGACGGCAAACUUUGUAUGCCAGCAGGGAGCUCAGUUUGAGAUAGUGCUGAAAGCUAAGCAAGCUGGUAACUCCCAGUUUGAUUUUCUUCGUUUCGACCAUUACCUAAAUCCCUAUUACAAACACAUCCUGCGAGCCAUGAAGGAAGGUCGCUACAACCUUGUCUCAACCAACAAACAAGAGCAGUCACAGGAAUCCCAAUCCGAUGACUCGGAUGAGGAUGGAGAUGGCAGCUACCUUCAUCCCAGCCUGUUUGCCCCUAAAAAGAGCUCUCGUCUAGAGGAACUGAUGAAGCCUUUACAAGUCAUGGACCCGGACCAUCCUCUGGCAGCACUCGUUCGAAAAGCGCAACAGGAAAGAAACGGCACUGCAGCAGUAGAAGCCAAACCAGAGGAAGUGGCAGAAGUGGCUCCAUCCAGUGCUCCAGCGCAGUACAGUGCCGACCCAGUGUACUAUGGGUACUACAUGCUUCCAGAUGGAACAUUCUGCUUAGCCCCCCCUCCACCUGGAAUAGAUGCCACUUCCUACUAUAAUAAUAUGCCAUCAGCUGUCAUGGCCCCCCCUGCUACUUCUUCUGGGGCUUUGCCUCAUUUGAGCUCCACACCUACCCCUCCUGAAACCAUCACCAUGGCACCACCAGCUGCAGCCACCUCUCAGGUUACCACUUCAGCUGCUCCUCCCGCCAGCGUACCUGAAACCAGCAGUUCAAAGCCUGAAGUUCAAGUUUCCACACCAGUGAUGCCAGCCAUCAUUCCUCCACCCCCUGACAUCCAACCUGUCAUAGAUAAGCUAGCUGAAUAUGUUGCCAGGAAUGGGCUAAAGUUUGAGGCCAGUGUCCGUGCCAAGAAUGAUCCACGGUUUGACUUUCUGCAGUCUUGGCAUCAGUAUAACACCUAUUAUGAGUUCAAGAAGAAUUACUUCAUGCAGAAAGAAGGAAAAGGCUGGCCAGAGACUGGGGCAGGGAAUAAUGAUGAUGAUGACGACGAUGAUGAGAAUGAGCAGCUUCGAUCAGACAAGUCAGCCAAGGAUUCCAAGCUGACGAAAGCCUCCUUUGCCCCCAUCUGUUUUGCCAUAAAAGCUAAGGAAAAUGACAUGCUUCCGCUAGAGAAGAACCGAGUUCGACUGGAUGAUGACUCAGAUGAGGACAAGCUGCUGGAGGAGGAGGGGCUGGAGGCCAUGAUAGGAGGAGCAGACAUAGUUGACAAGGAUCCUCUUCUGGUCAGUGCACCAGAAGAGAAGAAACCCUCGCUCAGCCUGGAGGAGCUGGAGGCAAAACAAGCCAAGCAGAAACUGGAGGAUCGACUGGCAGCUGCAGCCCGAGAGAAGCUGGCUCAGGCAUCUAAGGAGUCCAAAGAGAAACAGUUACAGGCAGAGAGGAAGAGAAAAGCAGCACUCUUCCUACAAACCCUCCGCAGCCCUUUUGCUGGAGAGCUGGAGGCUAAGAGAGCUGAGCUAGACUCAUCUGCGCAGUUUGAGAUGCAGGAAGCCCUUUCUGCUUUGUCUGACCAGCUGCCUACACAAGUGUCUUCUGUGCCACCUGCGUAUCCUCAGGAUCAAAGGCCCCCCAUGGAGAGCCAGGGAACCUAUCGCAGCAGGGAGGCCCCGUCCUCAUCAUCCUCCUAUACUACCUCCAAAGGGUCAAACCGGGACAGAGACAGAAACAGAGACAAGGUCAGAGAAAGAGACAAAGACAGAGACAGAGACCGGAAUAAAGGAAGAGACAAAGACAAAAAGAAGAAGAAACACAAGAGGAGGUCAAGAUCCAGAUCGAGGUCAAGAUCAAAGAAUAGGCACUCCCUUCCUAGUGCCUACAGGAGAGGCCACAGGUCCCGAUCCCGUUCAUAUUCUCCCGGGAGAAGAAGCAGGAGGGGCCCGUCAUCAGAAAGAAGGCGUGAGGAGAGGGAGAGGGAGCGCUAUCAUCACAGCAGCAGCUCUAACGUGCCCCAGGGGCAUUCCAGAUCCAGAUCCCCUGCUGAAAAAAGGAGGAGCUCCUUGUCAUCUUCAGGACAGAUGAAAGCUGUGGGUUCCUCUCUCUCCCCAUACUCCUCACCAGGCAGAGUUUUGUCGCCAGCAGCUAGCCCCGCCUCCAGCCUGGCCCACUCCAGGGAUGGCUCUCAGGAGAAAGACAAGGCUGUGUCCUCAUCCAUAGUAUCUUCAGUUCAGUCCAAAAUAACUCAGGAUCUGAUGGCCAAAGUGCGAGCCAUGCUUGCCACCUCCAAGACCUUCCAUCCUCCUAAUUCCUGAUUCCUGACUCUCUACUAUGCGCCACUGUCAUGCUCAGUUGAUCAUCAAGUGUUUUCUCCUGAGUCCUGGAGAUUUAUUUAGCCUGAAACUGUUCUGACUUGCUGUGUCUGUUAUUUUGUCUUUUUUUUUUUUUUUUUUUUUUUUUUUUUUUUAAGCAUCGACAGAUUCAGUUUAGUAAAUGUGCAUUCCCUGCAGCAAAGAAUGAGUAAAGGCACUCACCAAAACAGAAAAAUCUGGUUCCACACCUAACCUGAGAAGACGGCUCAUCAGACAGGCAAUCUUGUCAGUAAUGGAUGUAUUUUGGUGCAGGAGUGUGAAAAGUGGAGAAAACAAAUAUGUUGUCAUGCAGCCUGUUAAAAAAUAUUUUAAAAUGACUUGUUUUUUCCCCCAUGACAGUAAUUUUUGGUGGAAUUAGAAGAAGUUGCCAAGGGUCUGUAUUUCUGUCCUUCUAUGAAGGCUUGUUUUGUUUUGAUAACUUCAUUUAUUAUUUUUCUUUGCUGUUAUUUUAAUUCUCAUUUCAUCCUCAGCUGUCUUUUCUCUCACGCACUUCAACCAUCUUCUUGAGAGGCUGUUUUAAUUUUUUACCCUAUUCCUCAGCUCUAGUGCGUGGCCUUGUAUUUCUGUUCCUGGUUUGUACUGUAAUGACUUUAUUGCAGAAGUACUUUCUAAUCCAAACUGUCAAUAAAAUUUCAAUUGUGAUUUA
Messenger RNA from Sphaeramia orbicularis (orbiculate cardinalfish), 3713 nucleotides. It is a transcript of the gene sfswap, whose product is annotated as splicing factor SWAP. Gene Ontology annotation, biological process: RNA processing; mRNA 5'-splice site recognition. The record is from RefSeq and is a predicted model, not a curated record. The coding region runs from base 161 to 3010 and encodes 949 amino acids. The transcript is spliced from 19 exons. Gene Ontology annotation, molecular function: RNA binding. Lineage: Eukaryota; Metazoa; Chordata; Actinopteri; Kurtiformes; Apogonidae.